UCCCCGGGUAUUAGAGCUGCAGCUCGGCCACAGCUCUCUCACUCUGCUCGCUGCUAAUCACGGUGUAAACAUGGCUGCUAACCGGGUGAUCGUGUACGGUGGACGAGGCGCCCUGGGCUCAAAGUGUGUCCAGCAUUUUAAGUCCAGCGGAUGGUGGGUUGCGAGCAUCGACAUGGCUGCAAACGAGGAGGCGAACGAAAACGUGAUCGUGAAGAUGAGUGAGUCGUUCACUGAGCAAGCUGGACAGGUGACGGCGGAUGUGGCCCAGUUGCUAGGGGAACAGAAAGUGGAUGCUAUCUUGUGUGUGGCAGGAGGAUGGGCCGGUGGAAGCUGUAGCUCCAAAGAUUUAUUCAAAAACAGCGAUCUGAUGUGGAAGCAGAGUGUGUGGACCUCCACUAUCUCCAGCCGCCUCGCCGCUCUGCACCUCAAAGCAGGAGGACUGUUGACUCUGGCCGGGGCUAAAGCAGCUCAGUCGGGCACCGGAGGAAUGGUCGGAUACGGCAUGGCCAAAGCUGCCGUCCACCAGCUGUGUCAGAGCCUUGCAGCAAAGAACAGUGGGAUGCCGUCGGAAGCUGCUGCUGUGGCCAUACUGCCGGUUACCUUGGAUACGCCAAUGAACAGGAAAUUCAUGCCUGACGCAGAUUUCGGCUCCUGGACGCCGCUGGAGUUCAUCGCAGAAAUGUUCUUCAACUGGGCCACAGGAGUGAACCGGCCGGCUUCUGGAAGCCUGAUGCAGCUGAUGACCUCCGGAGGGGAAACCCAGGCGGUGCCCGCGGAGUAGAGGACGCAGAGGAGCUGUGGAGACGGUGAUGGAGGGGUUCGGAGAUAUAGAGGGAGAGAGAUGGAGAGGUAGAGAUGGAUGGAGGCAGAGAGAGGGAGACAUGAGAGGAAGGAGCACAAAGAUAAACUGGUAGGAAGAGCAGCAGCAGGAGGAUAGUGGAAGGUGAGUUCAUAAAGAUAGGGGGAGUGAUGAAGAGUGUUUCAGGUGAAGAGGAGAAGAAAAGAGAUGGUGGAAGAGAGGCUGCUAGAUGGGUUUGUUUUUGAGCAGGAGGAGGGGGGGUUCACCAAACAAAUGCAGCCCCACAGCGCCAUCUAGCUGUAAACCCCUGCAUUAAUGCCAACAGUGAACCGGCAGAGUAAAAUCUCCCAAAAUCACCAGUUUGCAUCCCACUUAGAAGUGCAUUCUUCACUCUCAGACAGUCAAACAUUUCAUAUCAAAAUGUGUAUGUAACCCCCUUUUUAUGUCCAGAGUCUGCAGAAGUGGUCACUGAUGGAGAUAAAUGUGCAGAAUGAUGUGUACCAUACUGUUGAGAUUCUGUGUGGUAGCGGCAUUAUUACAUUAUUAUAAUUUUAAAAUAAUGACAAUGAAGGGUGUCCUUACCUUGACCCAAAUGUUUCCACCUCAUACAUACAGUAGUGAUAGUCGUUGUCCGUUCAGCAUAACAUGAGUGAUCUGUACAGCUUUUAGUUUGCAGAACUCGCUGACAGAGAAAAACUUCAGGGCCGACAAACAGUCCAAAGUCAAAGCCCAAGCCGCUGUCAUCUCUCAAACGGACAAAACACUUUCCAAAGUGGAGUGGCCUUAUUUCAUGUCUGUCGCUGUCGAGUCAAAGUGUCCUUGUUGUCUGCCGCUGUGAAGAUGCCGCUCUGUUCCUCUUGUGGAUUUUUUAAAGUCAUGUAUUGUAACUGUGUCCAUUUCACAAUAAAAAAAAACAA
Labrus mixtus (cuckoo wrasse) is the source of this 1716-nucleotide messenger RNA. RefSeq names its product quinoid dihydropteridine reductase a (gene qdpra). Gene Ontology annotation, biological process: L-phenylalanine catabolic process; tetrahydrobiopterin biosynthetic process. Gene Ontology annotation, molecular function: 6,7-dihydropteridine reductase activity; NADH binding; NADPH binding. Gene Ontology annotation, cellular component: cytoplasm. The record is from RefSeq and is a predicted model, not a curated record. Lineage: Eukaryota; Metazoa; Chordata; Actinopteri; Labriformes; Labridae. The transcript is spliced from 7 exons. The coding region runs from base 71 to 781 and encodes 236 amino acids.